AACAACAACAAGACCAACAAUAACUCAGCCCAGCCCAGCCCAGCUUCAAAAUGCCUGGAGCCAGUUCUCAGUCGCGUCUCUUCUUCUACCUGCUGUGUGUGGCAUCUCUGUUGGCCGUCUCAAAAUCGGAUACCGGUAGUACAAAGAACUCCUACUUUAUGUCGUAUUUCUAUUAUCUGAUCGUUAACUUUAUCAACCCAUUCGCAAUGCCCGUCUUCUAUCGUUUCGCCCAUGUCUUGCCACUGCAGCCACCUACCGAGGAUCUGGCUUACGAUGCCGUGCUCCAAUUGGGUCUCUUAAAUCAUCGUCUGAAUCAGCUGGCCAAUGAGGAGGAAUCCAGGCAAUUGAGUUUAUCAAAUCUGACACUCAACGCACUAGUCAAUCGUAUACCGUGUAAUUGUAACGAAGGUCUAUGCAAAUGCUGUGCAGGUUUUCUCGCGGUGAUUGGCAUGAACAGCUGCACGGAGGUCGCCUAUCGCCCAGAGGAGUUCUCAUUUGAGCUGCGAAUGAGAGUCAACGAUAAAAUUUGGUUCCGCCAUAAGGUCUCCGGCCAGAAUCCGCCGCCUUUCUGCUUCCGGCCGCCACGCUUCAACUUUGCCCGCGCCUGCAUCCAGUUCCACGACAUUUGGUUCGUCGGUCGCAACAUGCACGUCUGCAUGUUCAUGUCCGGAGAGUUCCAGGGAUUCGAGCUAUUCGAACGCAAUUUUGAUUGUCUAUUGUUUGGUGAUCAUGGCGUCAAGAUCGUACCACCCGAGCAGGGUUAUCCGGUGCGUCCCAACGAUGUAGCUAUUGAGGAGGUCGAAGAUGAGAUCGAGGACUAUGAUGAGAAUGUUGUCCGCAAUCUGGCCGAAAGGAUGUUCAGCUGAUCGAGCUGCUAGUCAAAAGCACAGAAAUCCUCCAAUAACAUAAUCUGUAACCCAUUAUCCCUUGACCCUUGAACACUAACGCUUUUAUACGUAAUCGAACACUCUUCAUACUGCAUCCCACAUACUACCUCAUGCUCCCGAUUCCCUAUCCUAUAUCCUACAUACUCCCCUGAUUCCCUACUUAGUCUAAACUCUUUUAAUUUAUUAUUAUCACCUCGUCAUUGUUUAUUUAUUAAAGCAGGCGAAACGCUUGAUGUCAUCAUGUCCUUUUA
Drosophila grimshawi is the source of this 1138-nucleotide messenger RNA. RefSeq lists its product as uncharacterized. Lineage: Eukaryota; Metazoa; Arthropoda; Insecta; Diptera; Drosophilidae. Bases 51 to 866 code for a protein of 271 amino acids. The transcript is spliced from 4 exons. The record is from RefSeq and is a predicted model, not a curated record.